AUAAUCCUGCAGAUAGUGAAGAAAGUGAAGAUGAAGUCUCGCUUGAAGAUCUGUUGCUUAAAGAACUUUCUAAAAAUAUUGAAGACCUUAAUUUUUCAAACCCUAUGCGAGUAGAAGAGUACUUGAAUAAUCCUGACAAAGAUAUUGUUUACAAAAUACCUGACGAUGAUCAAAUUAUUUCAGACCUUGUCGAAACAUUCAGAGAAAGAUCUGGCGAAAUAGAAAAUAAUCCCGAAGAAGUAGACGAUAGUGUUGAAGAAGAAAUCAUAAUUAGUGUUAUUGAAAAAUUCAUCAAUGUAAAAAAAAAAGAUUCGAUGAAGCAAUCUACGAUUAGUCGAUAUUUUAAUGAAGUAUCACAAUCGACAGAUCAAGAUGAUUGGAUGGAAAUUUUUGCUUAA
This is a messenger RNA of Racocetra persica, 398 nucleotides long. NCBI's taxonomy places the organism in Eukaryota, Fungi, Glomeromycota, Glomeromycetes, Diversisporales, Gigasporaceae. The record is from the annotation of a GenBank genome assembly.